UGUACUGUUCGUAUGUUUGUAUGGUUUGUACUGAUUGUAAGUCCGGUUUGUAUACUUCGUAAUUUUCCAUAAUACCAAAACUACUUCUGCCAUUAAUUAAAUAGUCAUUCUCAUUUUCUAACCAUAAGAUUGAUGUGUCCAGAUCUAAGGGCUGUGAGCGUCUUAGUCAAAUGACUAAGCACCCCUUAGUCACCAGAUCCGCACUCGGAUAUGAUAAGCUACAUUGGGCCUUGGGGGCCAUAAACUUUGAUCCAGAGACAUUAAAACGAAAAAAGAAAGGAAAAGGAAAUUUCGAUCUCUUCGUAGUUCGUUCUCAAGUUUACCGCCGCAUCCUUUUAGUUCCUCCUCUCCCGCCUUCGUUAGGUUGGUUACAUACUUGCAUUACAUCCGUAUGUCGAGCUACGGCCAUGGCGACCGGGAACUGCACCACGGUUUGCCAUUCGCUGCUAAUCCCACGAAACGUCGUCGAAUAAGUCCAGACGGAAACCCUCCACCCCCUCUGAUCAGCAAACUCGGGGACGAUCUCCUCGUCGAAAUUCUCAUUCGCGGCCUCCUAAACCCUAGAUUCGCCUGCCGAAGCAAACUCGUUUGCAAGCAGUGGAGCUCCCUGAUCUCCAGUCCCUGCUUCAACCGCCGUUUCGUUGCUCGCCAUCAGAGCAAGGAAGAAACGCCGCCAUCCAUCUCGAGCUUUCUCCCUGUGCCCGGUGAAGUUAGACGGUCGUUGUGGGUUUUGGAUUCCUUCGAGGACUUGCUGCUAUGCGGGUUUGCUGGGUUCGAUAGAAACACCGAUGGCGAACUUGGUCUAUCAUACCUCAUCUGCAAUCCGUUUACAAAGCAAUGGAUUGCCCUGCCUUUAGCGCCUGAAAAGUCAUUUGAGCAGUGUCCUGAAGUGGUUGCCAGGUUAGUUUGUGAACCCCGUAUCUCUAAAAAUCUUGAUCUAGGCGAUGGCCAAGCAGCAUUUGUUUACUCUGAGUAUCGGUUCCGGGUGGUGUGUAUAUAUACAUUGGGGAUGUCAACGAUGCUAGACGUGUUUUGUUCCGAAUCUGGAGAAUGGACCAAGAAGGCUCUCGUUCUUCAUGGUUAUCAAGAAGAGGUUCGACUGAAGCCAAAGUCCUGCCACGGGAAGCUGUUUUGGGCCUAUGCCGCCCUGUUGCAUGUUGGUAUUGUUGAGUUCAAUCCUUUCCGCUUCGAUAUACCUCCUGUAUUUAUUCGUGAUGAUUCGAUCUUCGAGAGGCCUGCUAAAUCCUGGGGGUUUUCAGUCUCACAUGGUGCUUUGCAUCUAAUUCAACUCGAAACUGAAACUACACCUGGUUGUUCAAGGAAUGCCCUGAUUGUUUGGAGAUUGGAAGAUGACCGGAGAUCUUGGAAGAGACAACAUGAAGUCUUGCUGAAGACAAUGUGGCAUGGUGAUGUGCCCUGCAACAUUGAUUUUGAUCUGCAUCCAGAGAAUCCAGAAACUGCCUUGUUAAUACUUGGUCAUUAUAGUGGUAGGAUCUUCUCCUGCGAUUUGAGGAGCGGAGAGCUAGAGCAACUAAUAACUACGAGAAGAGCUUAUGAGCCUGGUUGGAUGCUGUUCCAGCCUAGGCUUUCUUGCUGGCCUACUCCAAUUCCAAGUUACAAGGAAUUGCGAGGUUUAUAUGAUGGAAGCUACAGCUGUUGGGUUCAACAGAGCAGCAAUGAAGCUAAAACUCCCUCAGCAACAGAGGAUGGUUUAGUUGCUGCACCUACACAACGAUACCAAUCAGUUGAUGGGAUUGAACAAUCUGGUCAUCAGAGGAAAGACAACAUAUCUCAGCUAGUAAUAGAUGGACUUGGACUUCAACAGGCUCGCCAAGAGGUUCAGGAACUACAGUCCCGCCUGGAGAAUGUAAACAGGGCCAUUGUUCAGCUGCAAGCGUCUACAGUUUCGGCAUCGACAAACAAGGAUCUGAAGCUGUUGCAUAAAAAGAAACGCAGAGUUUGUUCAGAUUUGCUAACGGCCACAGCAGACUGCGAGAUGAUAUCUCGUCUCCAUCAAAAUCUUCCCUUGGAUCCUAUGCACAUUUCGAUUCCUGGUGUUGGUGAGCUAAUCGUGCCACUUUGAAGAUCAUGAUGAAUGGUGAUUGUUAGGGCUCUCUGCAAUUAUCAUUAUGUCAGCCUUUUUUUUUUUUUUUUUUUUUUUUUUAUAUAUCUCCAAUAGAUAGAAUGAUCUCAAUUUGUUGUUAGUCAGCUGGUUCUUGAAUUUUUUCCCCCCCAUAAUUUAUUAGCCUAGUUUUUGAAUUUUUAUGAGUAAGAAAGUAGUUUGUCUUUGAAUGUUCGCCCGUUUAGACACCCUUUCUUGGCAACUUCGUUUGCAUAUGUAAUUUCCAGCUGCAGGUGCUCAUUUCCUUUGAGGUCGGAGCUAGGUUGAAGCUAGGAGGAGCUAGUCGAUAAGGCUCUAAUCUCUCUCCCCUAAUUAUCACAAUUCAAGUCAGCACUCUCUCAAAUUUUUUGUUCCGACACUACAUGAAAAUAAAUAUCGGUGAACCGGACAAUCCUUCAAAUAUCGGAAGAACAAAUUAUGACUAGAUAUGUGCAAGUUGUGGAGUUAGUUAGUUUUUCAGCUAUUUCGAUUUGUCAUAUUGGCUUAGAAGCAAAGUUGUCUUAUCUUUUUGAAUCGGUGUGUCACUGAAUCUCAAAUGAUUUGAAGUUUAUUGGUCGAAUCGAGCAUGGGCCCAAAUGGCUACGAGUCAAAUGGCCCGUCGUUGGAAUGGAAAGAAGCACAAAUGCAUGGAACGUACACCCACAAUGGCCGAUCAAUUACUCAAGAAAAAGGCAGUCCCGCAAAUUUCGUUUAUUAAUUAGGUGUCGGAAAAGAAGUUGCAAACAAACGGCCGACGAUCUUUUUGCCGUCUUGAAAACUUGCCACAAAAACAUAUAUCUAAACCUUCACGUAAAGUAAGUAAACAACAAUGUCUCGGAGAUCAAAGUUAGCGUAUUAUAUAAAAUCUAAUUUGGUAGCCGCCGUUAGCUGUCCAUCUCUUGCUUCUUCUCUUCUCUCAUACGUUUGGAAAUAUGUAACCUGUCACGAUAAUAAGUAAAAUUUCAACACACACAAAACAACAACAAAAUUAAUGAAGUUAGUCUGUUGAAAUUGACAUCAGAUAAUUGAAUCUAAUUAAGGAUAACAUAUCAG
Molecule: messenger RNA, 3154 nt
Organism: Linum trigynum
Lineage: Eukaryota; Viridiplantae; Streptophyta; Magnoliopsida; Malpighiales; Linaceae
Source: the annotation of a GenBank genome assembly